Messenger RNA from Thermothielavioides terrestris NRRL 8126, 1611 nucleotides. RefSeq lists its product as uncharacterized. The record is from RefSeq and is a predicted model, not a curated record. Lineage: Eukaryota; Fungi; Ascomycota; Sordariomycetes; Sordariales; Chaetomiaceae. Bases 233 to 1033 code for a protein of 266 amino acids. Gene Ontology annotation, cellular component: ESCRT II complex. Gene Ontology annotation, biological process: protein transport to vacuole involved in ubiquitin-dependent protein catabolic process via the multivesicular body sorting pathway. The transcript has 2 exons.
GUGUUUUUACAUCCAAGUAAACAGAGUUGUGCAGCACGGUGGGUUUGAUGUUGAGAGGGUGUCGAGGAGGGAUGUGCCCCUCGUUUAUCUUAUCGCCCCUUCCACUAUCAUCCCAGCCCACCAGCCCGCCGUCAUCCCGUCCCGGCCUUCCUCCUCGGACACCAACUCACCUCCGAUCCGCGCAUCAUCCCGGCACCAAACCAUCGGGUCCCGCUUCUUCAACCCGGCAAACAUGUCCCGCAAAGGCGUCGGGCUCGCGGCCUUCGACCGGUCGCGCCUGACUUCGGCGCAGUACGCCAGCCACGGGUCGACGCUGCGGUCGGCCAACGCCGAGGCGCUCGAGACCCAGCUGGCCGUGUUCCGCUCGCUGCUCCAGCAGUUCGCCCAGACGCACGCCAAGGACAUACGGUCGAACCCGACCUUCCGCGCCCAGUUCGCGCGCAUGUGCGCCGCCAUCGGCGUCGACCCGCUCGCCAGCAGCAACCACCAGUCGUCGCCGUCGUCGUCCGGCAGCGGCGGCGCCGGCUCCAUCUGGGCGCAGCUGCUGGGCCGGUCCGUCAACGACUUCUACUUCGAGCUGGCCGUGCGCGUGGUCGAGGUCUGCAGCGAGACGAGGGGCGAGAACGGCGGGCUGAUCGAGCUGCGCAAGGCCCGGGAGCGGAUCAUGAAGGGCCGCAUGGAGGGCGCGCCGGAGAUCACCGAGGACGACAUCCUCCGUGCCGUGGGCACGCUGAAACCCCUCGGCUCGGCGUACUCCAUCAUCAAGGUCGGCAACAAGCCUUACAUCCGGUCCGUGCCCAAGGAGCUGAACACAGACCAGAGCGCCGUGCUCGAGGCGGCGCAGGUGCUGGGCUACGUGAGCGUGUCGAUGCUGAUGGUCAACCUCAAGUGGAUGCGGGCACGGGCGCAGACCGCGCUGGAGGACCUGGUCGGCGAGGGCAUGCUGUGGGUUGACAAGCAGAGCGACGAAUGGGAGUACUGGAGUCCCAGCGCUAUGCUCGAAAACCAGGACCUUGCUGGCACUACCGGAUGAUGGGUUUCCUCCGGCCGAAUCCAAUCGCCGCGUUGCUUUGCAGGACGUGGAUGAGGACACGCACUCAUCCCCCGCCGCACUGACGAGUUGAAUACCGACGUGGUGGAAAUAUAACAGUCUACCGCGCAGCAGCGUCGGGCAACCCGGUAACCUAACCGGUCGAGGAAACGCCAAAAGAGAACGGCCAGAUUGCAUGCUGGAAUAGCAUCGACGGAGGCUACCAGCGCUGCUCAGAUAUCAACAGCACCAACGUCGUACUGCGGCGAAGAACCCGCGGGACAAGACCUGUAGAUGGGAGCCGCGGGGCCGUCCACCACGGGCUUUUGGAGUGGGAUGAUUCAACACUCCAAAGUGCCCACGCCGCUCUAGCAAAGCCAUGUUUCUACGCAGGACACUGUGUCUUCUGUGGCUAGAGACAGGAGGAGAUAUCAAAUUGGUCGUGAUGAUUGAAGGCAAGUGGACGGUUCGGUGAGCACGACAGUGGGGGUGUGCCAUGACGAUGCUUCCAGAGAGAUAGAGGAGCAAACUACGCUUCAGGGGAUCGACUAGGAAUCGUAGGUGUACCUAUGUUGUAGGUA